This is a messenger RNA of Morchella sextelata, 1059 nucleotides long. RefSeq lists its product as uncharacterized. The transcript has 3 exons. Bases 1 to 1059 code for a protein of 352 amino acids. Gene Ontology annotation, molecular function: structural constituent of ribosome. Gene Ontology annotation, cellular component: mitochondrial large ribosomal subunit. The record is from RefSeq and is a predicted model, not a curated record. Lineage: Eukaryota; Fungi; Ascomycota; Pezizomycetes; Pezizales; Morchellaceae.
AUGAAUUCGGGCCAGAAAUGUUCUAGGCCGGUACUAGGGCUGAUGUUACGGCGAAGUCUCCUGAGCAACUCGUCAAAACCAUGUGUCCUACGAACAUACUCGACUGCUACGGCAACGCCUACCACCGCAGAGCCCGCGAGCGCCGGUUUCACUUACGACCUUGCGGCCCGUAAGGAAGCCGACGCUUCAGAAUCUUUUAGUGUUGCCUCGGCAGUUAUCCUCAGCCGACCGCCUAUGCUCACUCGUGAUCUCCCGGACUUCGAGUCAUCAUAUUACUUCUACCAGCGCCGUCUCAACGAUCGACUCCAGCUCCCAUUCACUCGCUGGUUCUACUUCAAAAAGGGAACUUUGGCCGACCAGGAAUGGAAGAGGAAGCAGGCGGCGGCCAAUAAAUACAACCCCUAUGGGCCGCGAGGAUGGGCAGACGAGCUUCUGGCUGGGGACAAUAGCCACAUCAGCGAAGACAAUGGCUACCAGUAUCUGGUUGAUACCACCGUAACAGGAGAGGAGGACACGCUGAGGAUGGCUGCCACAAGAGCCGAGGCCGCCAAGGAGGCAGAGGCAAAGGGAGAACCUUUUGAGCACCCGACGGAAAUUGUCGCAAAGCCAUUUCCAAGGAUCUCGCAGGCGGAUUUGGAGAAUGACACAAAGAGCCUGAACAGAAAAAUGAGCAGGACACUAUAUCUGCUUGUUAAAAAGAACAGGGAUAACUUCGCAUGGAGAUUCCCACAGAGUACGCUUGUUGGGGAUGAGAACCUGCGAGAGGGCGCUGAACGUACCCUCAAAGAAGCUGUAGGUGUCAACAUGCACACCUGGUUUGUUGGAAACGUCCCAAUAGGACACCGUGCCUACAACUACCCUUGGGGUAUCAUCGAUGAGGGCAAAAACGGUGGGAAGAAGGUCUUCUUCAUGAAAGCGCGUAUCCUUGCUGGUCAGGCAGAUUUGACAGAUAAUAAGCUCGGUCUGGACGAUUUCAAAUGGGUUACAAAAGAAGAGAUUCAGCCACUGGUUUCAGGAAAGUACUGGAGGGCUCUAAAGGGUGCGUUGUCUGACAGGUAA